Molecule: messenger RNA, 384 nt
Organism: Rangifer tarandus platyrhynchus (Svalbard reindeer)
Lineage: Eukaryota; Metazoa; Chordata; Mammalia; Artiodactyla; Cervidae
Source: the annotation of a GenBank genome assembly
AUGAGGCCGGCGGGACGCGAGACGUUGCUGGCCGCGCUGCUGCUCCUGGCACAGCUGCGCCCGGGGAGCAGCCAGUGGAGCCCGGAGGAGGAGGCGGCGGCCGCCGGGGUCCGAGAUCCAAGUCUGCGCUGGAGCCCCGGGACACGGAACCACGGAGGUGGGGCCCGCGCGCUCCUCUUGCUGCUGGCGGAGCGCUUUCCGCGCCGCCGGGUGGAGCAGGGCCGGUGGGAAUCCGCAGGCGAGCGGCCGCGACGGGACGACCCUCCCCUGUCCAUUGACCUCACCUUCCACCUGCUGCGGACCCUGCUGGAACUCGCGCGGACGCAGAGCCAGAGGGAGCGCGCCGAGCAGAACCGCAUCAUAUUCGACUCGGUGGGCAAGUGA